AUGAAUGGAGGAGACCUGAAGUUUCACAUCUAUAAUAUGGGGAACUCUGGCUUUGAUGAGCAGAGGGCCGUCUUCUACGCAGCAGAGAUCUGUUCUGGGCUGGAAGACCUGCACCGUGAGAGGAUCAUCUACCGACAGUUCCUCUCUUGUCUCUAUGGCUGUGGGAUUAGAACGUCUCCGGAGUUCCAGAAGCUUCUGGGCAUCGCCAUGGAGAUGUUCUUGCUGUGCAGCGACGACAGAGAGUCGGACGUCAGGAUGGUGGCAGACGAGUGCCUGAACAAAAUCAUCAAAGCGCUGAUGGACUCCAACCUGCCCAGACUGCAGCUGGAGCUCUACAAAGAAAUUAAAAAGAACGGUGCCUCUCGGAGCCUGAGGGCUGCUCUCUGGAGGUUCGCCGAGCUAGCACACCUCGUCAGACCACAGAAAUGCAGACCGUACCUGGUGAACCUCCUCCCCUGUCUGACCAGGAUCACGAAGAGACAGGAGGAGACUGUCCAGGAGACUCUGUCUGCUGCCGUGCCUAAGAUUAUGACUGCUCUGGGACACUUCGCUAACGACGGAGAGGUUAAGGUGUUGUUGAAGUCGUUUGUGGCCAACCUGAAGUCCACCUCUCCUACGAUCCGUCGGACGGCCGCCAGCUCAGUGGCGAGUGUUUGUCAACAGUCGAGACGGGCCUCCUACUUCUACACCUGGCUGCUCAACGUCCUGCUGGGUCUGUUGGUCCCUGUCGAUGAGGAACAUCCUAACCACCUGGUCCUGGGGGUGUUGUUAACCCUUCGUUACCUGAUGCCUCAACUACAGCAACAGGACAGGACCACCAGCCUGAAAGGAAGCUUCGGAGUCAUGAGGAAGGAGGCAGACUUACAGCCCACGCCUGAACAGCUACUGCAAGUCUAUGAGUUGACUCUCCACUACAGCCAGCACGGCGACCACAACGUGGUGACGGCCUCUCUGGAACUGAUGCAGCAGAUGUUCCGGACUCCUCCCCCGGAGCUACUGCACAUGCUCAUUACGCCCGGCAGCGUUCCGCACGCCAGCGUGUUCCGACGGGACGUGGAGAGACGCGCCCACUCCGGCAGCAUCCUGGAGUUCAUUGGCAAGAUGCUGUCUGGGGGGGAGGGGUUGGAGGACGACCCUGAGAGGGCAGAGGUCACCACCGGGGCCUUUACAGCCUCUGUCGCGGGCGCCGACGCCACCGCCCAGGUGGUCGACAUCAUUACCCAGCAGCCCCGCUCCUCACAGCAUGCUCUGCAGCCCGGCGACUCCGUGGACCUCGGUGGCGCCUCCUCGGAACAAGGAACGACUGCCCUCGGGACGUCUGGCGGCGAGGGAGGGGCGGGGACUCCCGAGUCGCCCAAUGACAACGCAGAGGACGAGGACAUGCUCAGCCACAGCUCCAGCGGGGCUAACGUUACUCCGGAAACGGCCGACUACGCCACACCGGAGAGCACGGAGAUGCCCGACGGGCCCCUGCUGGACCCCUGGGAACCCUCGCUGCCCCCGAGCGCCGACUCGUCGCAGACCACCACAGAGGGGCCGGACUCGGCCGUCACGCCUUCAGACGUUGCUGAACUCGUGUUGGACACCAGUGAGAGUCUGUAUUCAGGGAUGCAGAUUGGAACUUUACAGGAUGAGGAAGAAGAGGGAGCCGUACCUUCAUCACACCCUGAACCCUUCUCCCAGUCCGCACUGGCUCUGAGUAGACCCCACCUCCUAGAGGGCAGAGGUCACAACAGACAGGCGUCAGACAGCAGUGUGGAUCACUUCAUACCAAAGGAGGAACCAGUGGAGACCACAGAGCAGGAGAACAAGCCAUCGAGGAUAAAGGGUCCGAUUGGCCACUAUACAGACCAAGGGGCGGAGCCUCUGGUUCACUGUGUACGACUCCUCUCUGCCUCCUUCCUGCUGACUGGACAGAAGAAUGGGCUGGUCUCUGAUAAAGAGGUCCGUGUCAGUGUGAAGGUUCUAGCAGUCAGCUGUAUCGGAGCAGCAGCCGCCCUUCAUCCUGAAGUCUUCUUCAACUCUCUGUACCUGGAACCACUGGAUGGAGUGUGUGUGCAGGAGCAGCAGUAUAUCAGUGAUGUGUUGUGUCUGGUUGCUCAUGGAGACCCUCAGGUCAGAGGUGCUGGGGUGUUGUGUGGCGCCGUUAUCCACUCUGCUCUCACCAAGACACGUUACAACAUACACGCCUGGAUGACCAGCGUACACACGUUACUAGGUAACCCAUUGUCCCUGGUGGAUCUAGUUCCUGUACUACAGAACACUCUAAAGGACGAGUCCUCUGUCACCUGUAAGAUGGCCUGCUCUGCAGUCAGGCAUUGCAUCAUGACUCUUUGUAGCAGCACUCUGAGUGAGUUGGGUCUGCAUCUCCUGGUUGACCUGCUGACCUUAAAGGACUGUUCCUAUUGGCUGGUCAGGACGGAACUCCUGGACACUCUGGCAGAGAUAGAUUUCCGGUUGGUGAACUUCCUGGAGAAGAGAACAGAGAGUUUACACAAAGGAGAGCAUCACUACACUGGGUUGCUAAGGUUACAGGAGAGAGUGUUGAAUGGCGUUGUGAUUCAUUUGUUGGGAGACGAAGACCCUCGAGUACGACACAUAGCCGCUGCUACUGUCAGCAGGCUGGUCAGUGUGUUGUUCUAUGAGUGUGACCAGGGUCAGGCUGACCCGGUGGUGGCUAUAGCCAGAGACCAGAGCUCUGUGUAUCUACAGUUACUGAUGCAUGAGACGCUACCGCCUUCACACUUUACUGUCUCUACCAUCACCAGGACGUAUCGUGGUUAUAACCUGUCUCAGGGAGUGUCAGACGUCACUGUGGAGAAUAACUUGUCAAGAGUCGUCUCUGCCGUGUCCCACGCUCUCACCUCCUCUACGUCACGGGCCCUCACUUUCGGCUGCUGUGAGGCGCUGCAUCUUCUGACCACCGCCUACCCAGCAUGCACCUGGAGUACGGGCUGGCACUGUGGCUACGUCAGCUCCACCGUCACACACCCCAACCGAUCCAACCUCAACCGCUCCCGGGCGCGCUCACACAGCCUCUCCCAGCCCGGCUCAGGUCCAUUAGAGGAAGGGAAGAGGACUCUAACAGUAGGGAUGGCUAACAUGAUGAUGUCUCUACUGUCCUCUGCCUGGUUUCCUCUGGACCUCUCUGCUCACCAAGAUGCUCUGCUGCUGGCCGGGAACCUGCUGGCUGCGACGGCUCCACAGUGUAUGUGUAGUCCCUGGGCUGGGGAGGAGGAGGGAGGGCCGGUCCCCGGUAAGACAGAGGAGCCCUGGGCAGCGGUGGGGGAGCGCCCCCUGGUGGUCCUGGUGGAGCAACUCUUCUCUCACAUCCUCAAGAUACUCAACAUCUGUGCCCACGUGCUGGACGACACGCCGCCCGGACCCGCCGUCAAGGCCACCCUGCCGUCCCUAGCCAACGCUCCCUCCCUCAGCCCCAUCAGAAGGAAAGGCAAGGAGGUAGCAGAGCCAAGCACCAUUCCCAUGAGCCCUAAGAAAGGCAGCGAGACCAACACUGGCAGGCCAGCGGACAGCUCGGGGUCCACGGCUAACGUCAACAAGUCCACAACCCUGGGGAGCUUCUAUCAUCUACCCACCUACCUCAAACUGUACGACGUCCUCAAAGCUACACACACCAACUAUAAGGUUACGUUGGAUCUCCACAGCACCAACGAGAAGUUUGGAGGGUUCCUGCGUUCUACGCUGGACGUUCUGUCUCAGCUGCUAGAGAUGGCCACGCUACACGACAUCGGAAAGUGUGUGGAAGAGAUCCUCAGCUACCUGAAACUCUGCUUCUCCAGAGAACCUCUGAUGGCCACGGUCUGUGUUCAACAGUUAUUGAAGACGUUGUUUGGUACCAACCUAGCCUCCCAGUACGAGGGGGCCCAGGGCGGUCCUAGUCGAUCCCAGGGGAAGGCUCUCCGUCUGGGCUCGUCCAGCCUGAGACCUGGCCUCUAUCACUACUGCUUCAUGGCCCCCUACACACACUUCACCCAGGCCCUGGCCGACGCCAGCCUCAGGAACAUGGUGCAGGCUGAGCAGGAGCAGGACGCGUCAGGGUGGUUUGAUGUAAUGCAGAAGGUGUCCAACCAGCUGAGAUCCAGUAUCACCAACGUGACCAAACAGAGAGGAGACAAGAAUGCGAUCCACAACCACAUCCGUCUGUUUGAACCUCUGGUGAUCAAGGCUCUGAAACUGUACACCACCUCCACCUCUGUAGCGCUGCAGAGACAGGUCCUAGACCUGCUGGCGCAGCUGGUACAGCUACGAGUCAACUACUGUCUGCUGGACUCAGACCAGGUGUUCAUAGAGUACAUUGAGGUGCUGGAGAUGUUCAUCCUGGUCCUCCAGCAGUGUCACAAGGAGAACGAGGACAAGUGGAAGAGACUGUCCAGACAGAUUGCUGACAUCAUACUGCCCAUGAUAGGAAAACAACAGAUGCACCUGGACUCCCCUGAGGCUCUGGGAGUGUUGAACACUCUGUUUGAGACGGUCGCUCCCUCCUCUCUCCGCCCGGUAGAUAUGCUGCUGAAGGGAAUGUUCACUACACCUGCUACCAUGGCUAAUGUCAACACAGUUCAGUUGUGGGUGUCAGGUGUCUUGGCUGUCCUCCGAGUCCUCAUCUCUCAGUCCACUGAAGACAUAGUCCUCUCUCGUGUCCACGAGCUCUCCCUCUCUCCUCUCCUCCUCUCCUGUCCCACCAUCCGACGUCUCCGCGACGACAGCAGCCUCUCGUCGCCCCCGCCACCGCCUCUGACGACCCCGGCAACUGUCGCCCCCGACAACCAGGAGGCCAACGGAGAGCGGGUGCUGCCGGAGGAGACGUUUGCCAGGUUCCUACUCCAGCUAGUAGGAGUGAUGCUAGAUGACAUCUCGACCAGACAGGUGAAGGUUGACAUGACAGAACAGCAACACACGUUCUACUGUCAACAGCUGGGGACUCUGUUAAUGUGUCUCAUACACAUCUUCAAGAGUGGCAUGUUCCGAAGGAUCACAGCAGCAGCCACCCGUCUCCUGAAGGGUGAGGCUGUUCUGGGUGCAGGUCCAGGGGUCAGUGGUGUCUUCUACCCCCUAGAGGGUCUUAAUGCCAUGGUGGGCUGCCUGGUGACCACACACCCCUCUCUGGUUCUACUCUGGUGCCAAGUCCUCCUCAUCAUCAACUACACCAACUACAGCUGGUGGACAGAGGUACACCAGACACCCAGGAGACAGAGUCUGUCCUGUACCAAGCUGCUGAGCCCUCAUUCCUCAGGAGGGGUGGAGGAGGAGAGACCAGAGGCCAGGCUGGCCAUGUGUAACAGAGAGAUCGUACGCAGGGGAGGACUCAUUCUCUUCUGUGACUACGUGUGUCAGAACCUGCACGACUCGGAGCACCUGACCUGGCUGAUCGUCAACCACGUCCGUGACCUCAUCGACCUUUCCCAUGAGCCUCCGGUGCAGGACUUCAUCAGCGCCGUUCACCGCAACUCGGCCGCCUCCGGACUGUUCAUACAGGCUAUACAGUCACGCUGUGACAACCUCUCCACUCCCACCAUGUUGAAGAAGACUCUCCAGUGUCUAGAAGGGAUCCACCUGUCCCAGUCUGGUUCUCUGUUGAUGCUCUACGUGGACAAACUGCUGAACACUCCUUUCAGAGUCCUGGCUCGUAUGGUUGAUACUCUGGCCUGCAGGAGGGUGGAAAUGCUGCUGGCUGAGACACUACAGAACAGUUUAGUCCAGCUGAACAUGUGGAGGAACUGUUCCUCAGAACAGGAAUACCUUCAGAUCAGUGGACUUGCUCUGUUCAAUCUCCUAGAACAGCACCAGAGGUUCUACUCCCUGCUGGACAGGUUCCGAGCCACCGUUGCCGAGGACACCAACAGCCCCUCCCCUCCUGUGACAUCACACCCCCUGGAUGGGGAACCGCCACCUGCCCCUGAACUAGUCAAGGCUGACAAGGAGUGGUAUGUUGCCUUGGUGAUGUCCCAGUGCUGUCUCCGUGGUGACGGGUCGUUCCUGGAGACAACGGAACUCCUGACCAAACUACCUCCUGACGACCUCUCUACCAUCAUGACCUGCAAGGACUUCAACCUGUCUCUCCUCUGUCCGUGUCUGAGUCUGGGGGUUCAGAGGUUAACCCGGGGUCAGGGCGUUGCUAUUGAGACGGCCCUGGCCGUGACCCUGGAUCAUCUGAGCGGGUCACAGCUACUUCCUGUUCCACACCAUUCCUUCCUGCCGCCGGUCAAACCUGACCCUGCCGAGCCCUACUGGGACAAACUGGCUGUCGUCUAUGGUGAGUCUGGACUCUACCCACGGGUGAUGUCUCUGUGUAGAGCGCUGUCUCAGUAUCUGCUGUGUGUGGGUCAGCUUCCUUCCCCUCUGCAAAUCCCUGAAGACAAACAACAUCUCAUCACCACCUUCACCACCAUGGCAACCGAGUUGGUGGUCUGGCGUGUUCUCCAGGACAGUGUUCCUCGGAGUGUUGACCUGCAGGGGGCGCUGUCCUGUCUGUGUCUGGCCCUGCAACAGCCCUGUGUCUGGAACACACUGUCUACAGCCCCGUACAAAACACACACCUGCUCUGUCAUACACUGUCUCCGACUACUCAUCACUGCAGUGGCAGUAGGUCCAGGUGACCAUCUCUUACAUCCAGGGAAGAAGAGAACCACCGGGUCAGACAGUGAUUCAGACCAGGUCCACUCUCCAAACACUGACAACGUGUGUGAGCGACAGUCGUGUGAGAUCAUGGCUGAGCUGGUGGAAGGUCUCCAGAGCGUUCUGUCUCUGGGUCACCAUAGAAACAGCGGAAUCCCAGCUUUCCUCACGCCGAUGCUCCGAAACAUCAUCAUCAGUCUGUCCAGACUACCGCUGGUCAACAGCUACACUAGAGUCCCUCCCCUGGUGUGGAAGCUGGGCUGGUCCCCUCGGCCGGGGGGAGAGUUCGGCACCACCCUUCCUGAGAUCCCUGUAGAGUUCCUGCAGGAGAAGGACGUGUUCAGGGAGUUCCUCUAUCGCAUCAACACACUGGGCUGGAGCAGUAGGACCCAGUUUGAAGAGACCUGGGCCACACUGCUAGGAGUUCUGGUCACUCAACCCAUCUCUAUGGACCAGGAGGAGGAGAGAGAACAGGAGGAGGACUUGGAGCGUACCCAGUUGAAUGUGUUAGCAGUCCAGGCCAUCACGUCUCUGGUUCUGAGUUCCAUGACUCUCCCUACUGCCGGAAACCCUACUGUCUCCUGUCUGGAACAACAGCCGAGAAACAAGACCCUUAAAGUCCUGGACACACGGUUUGGCAGGAAGUUGUCAGUGAUCAGAGGAGCCGUGGAGAGAGAGAUCCAGGCCAUGGUGUCGAAGAGAGACAACGUACACACACACCACCCCUACCACACCUGGGACCCUGUCCCCUCCCUGUCUGCUGUCUCACCAGGUACACUGAUCAGCCAUGAGAAACUCCUGCUGCAGAUCAACACAGAGAGAGAGAUGGGAAACAUGGACUACAAACUGGGACAGGUGUCCAUCCAUUCUGUGUGGCUGGGGAACAACAUUACCCCUCUGAGAGAGGAAGAGUGGGGUGAGGAUGAGGAAGAUGAGACUGAUACUCCGGCCCCCGCCUCUCUUCCUACCUCUCCUAUCAACUCCAGGAAGCAUCGUGCAGGUGUAGAUAUCCACUCCUGUUCUCAGUUCCUAUUGGAGCUAUACAGCCAGUGGCUCCUCCCCGGUUCCCCUAGCAACAGACGCACCCCUGUUGUGCUCAUCAGCGAGGUGGUCCGAUCGGUAAGAACACAGACUCGGUAGUUUGUAAGAACACAG
Molecule: messenger RNA, 7788 nt
Organism: Oncorhynchus keta (chum salmon)
Lineage: Eukaryota; Metazoa; Chordata; Actinopteri; Salmoniformes; Salmonidae
Product: huntingtin-like
Cellular component (GO): cytoplasm; nucleus
Source: RefSeq, a predicted model, not a curated record